CUACGUUUCAGAGUUACUAUUCGCACGGAGAUAUCCCGUUAUGUUUACUGGUGAUACGGGUGUCGGUAAAUCUGUAUUAGCAAUUUCCGUGCUCAAGAAAUUGCAAAAAGGUAACGUAGUACCGGUACUUUUAAACUUUUCCGCACAAACGGGUAGCGCACGUACACAAGAAAUGAUCGAAGCGCAAUUAGAGCGAAGAAAGCGUACACAACUCAGCGCACCGUUCGGAAAAAUGGUUAUCGUUUUCAUAGACGAUGUAAAUAUGCCUAAACUGGAUACAUAUGGCAGUCAACCGGCAAUCGAGUUAUUGAGGCAAUUUCUCGACUUCAAAGGUUUAUACGAUCGCGAGAAACUCUUCUGGAAAGAAAUCUUGGACGUAGUGCUGGGCUGUGCUUGUGCACCACCAGGUGGUGGCCGAAACCCCUUGACGCCACGUUAUGUGCGUCACUUUGCGCUCUUCUCCCUGCCCAAACCGAAUAAUGAGACUUUGACGACUAUAUUCGCUGGCAUACUAACAGGCUUCUUAGACACAUUCUCCACCGUUAUACGCCCGCUUGCCUUACCUAUAGUCAACGCUUGUGUCGACGUUUACUCGCGCAUCGCCAAUGAAAUGUUGCCCACGCCUGACAAGUCUCACUACAUAUUCAAUUUGCGUGAUUUAUCCAAAUGCGUACAGGGUAUUUUGCAAGCCAAGAAUACUCAUUAUAAUCAAGAAAUUCAGGUGUUGCGUCUCUUCCUCCACGAAACGACACGCGUCUUUCACGAUCGUCUUAUCAAUGAUGAGGAUAAGGGCCUGUUCAAUAAUAUCAUGUACGAAGUCUGUCUCAAGCAUUUCAGACGUGAAGUAUCGAAGCGAGAUGAACCGCCAAUACUGUUUGGAGAUUUUAUGAUUUUUGGAAAGUCGAAAAAUGAACGCAUCUAUGAAGAGAUCAGUGACCACAAGAAGUUGGAAAGCAUUUUGAAUGAUUACAUUGAGGAUUACAACUCGAUAACGGGUAAGAGUAUGCGUUUGAUACUCUUUCAGGAUGCGCUCGAACAUACGGUGCGUUUGGCGCGCUUGCUGCGUAGCGAUCGUGGUUAUGGCUUGCUA
Molecule: messenger RNA, 1090 nt
Organism: Rhagoletis zephyria (snowberry fruit fly)
Lineage: Eukaryota; Metazoa; Arthropoda; Insecta; Diptera; Tephritidae
Product: dynein heavy chain 6, axonemal-like
Biological process (GO): microtubule-based movement
Cellular component (GO): dynein complex
Molecular function (GO): dynein light intermediate chain binding; dynein intermediate chain binding
Source: RefSeq, a predicted model, not a curated record